GGUUGAAGACUUGAAGUGACAGCAGAGAAGACUCACUAGCCUCAAGUCCUCAACCCUGCAAACCAAAAGUAGUCCAAUCCUCACAGACCUCCACAGAUUGAAACUUCCCAGAAGUUGCGUUUCAAUCAUCACAAACCUACUAGACUUGUUCAGUUUUCUGGUUUUCUUCUCUAUACUUCAUUUUUGUAGCUCUUAAACUAGUAGUUACAUCAAAGCAUCACACCAUUACAGUGCAGAAAAACUUGAUGUUGUUGCAUUAUUAUUAAUUUCGUAAACUGGUUGCAGGUUCAAAGAAUAUUGAAAAUGGAAUGAGUAACAUCUUUAUUAUAUGGUUUAAUCGAAGCUAUAUUAUUUAAUUUCACCCUUUAUCUUCUUUUUGUCUUGUCUAGCAUAUCUCCUAACUUGUUUUGUAGUGCAGAACAUACUAUCAUAUUUCAGAGAUUUGUGGAUAGAAACUUUUGUUUUUGUUGCUGUAUAAUUAAAUAAUGGCAUCUUCAUCUUCUUCUUCCCAUGUUCCUAGAAUCAAAUAUGAUGUCUUUGUUAGCUUCAGAGGCACAGACAUACGCUAUGGUUUUCUCAGCCAUUUGAAGAAGGAGCUUCGCCAGAAGCAAGUGGAUGCCUUUGUAGAUGACAGGCUUGAAGGGGGAGAUGAAAUAUCACAUGCACUUGUCAGAGCAAUUGAAGGGUCACUCAUGUCUUUGGUCAUAUUCUCCAAGGACUAUGCUUCUUCUAAAUGGUGCUUGGAGGAGCUUGUGAAAAUAGUUGAGUGCAUGGACACAAGUAAACAGGUUGUGAUUCCUGUUUUCUACAAUGUUGAUCCAUCUCAUGUGCGGCACCAGAAAGGAGCUUAUGGAGAUGCCUUGGAUAAACAUGAAAAGAGUAAAAGAAACUUAGCCAAGGUGCAAAAUUGGAGAUCUGCUUUGAGUGUAGCUGCUAAUCUUUCUGGAUUUCAUUCAUCAAAAUUUGGGGAUGAAGUUGAGCUUAUAGAAGCAAUUGUCAAAUCUUUGUCAUCCAAGUUGAAUCUUAUGUACCAAAGUGAGUUAACAGACCUUGUUGGAAUUGAAGAACGGAUUGCAGAGUUGGAGUCACAAUUGCGCCUAGGGUCGACAAUGGAUGUUCUUGCCCUUGGAAUUUGGGGCAUGGGGGGAAUUGGUAAGACAACUAUUGCAGCUGCAGUAUAUAACCGUCUUUGUUUUGAAUUUGAAGGGUGUUGCUUUAUGGCAAACAUAAGGGAAGAAUCAGAGAAACAUGGAAUGAUUUAUCUGAAGAAUAAAAUUCUCUCUAUAUUACUAAAGGAAAAUGAUCUACAUAUUGGCACACCUAAUGGAGUUCCCCCUUAUGUUAAGAGAAGGCUCGUUCGUAAAAAGGUUCUUCUUGUUCUUGAUGAUAUCAGUGAUUCAGAGCACCUAGAAAUUUUAGUUGGAGCACUUGAUUGGUUUGGAUCUGGUAGCAGAAUUAUUGUAACAACUAGAGAUAAGCAAGUGCUUGGUAAAAUAGUUGACAGUAUAUAUGAGGCAAAGGCAUUAAACUCUGAUGAAGCUAUUAAGCUUUUCAUUAUGAAUGCCUUCGAGCAACAAAGUUGUGUUGAUAUGGAGUGGAAUGAGUUAUCAAGAAGGGUGAUUCAGUAUGCUAAUGGAAACCCAUUAGCUUUGAAAGUUUUGGGCUCUUUUCUUUAUGGUAAAAGCAAGAUAGAAUGGUUAAGCCAAUUGCAGAAACUUAAGAAAAUGCCUCACUCCAAAAUCCAAAAUGUGUUGAGAUUGACUUAUGAUAGACUUGAUCGAGAGGAGAAAAACAUCUUUCUAUACAUUGCAUGUUUUUUGAAAGGAUAUGAAUUACACCGAGUAAUAGUUCUGCUUGAUGCUUGUGGUUUGUCAACAAUUAUUGGGUUAAGAGUCCUUAAAGAUAAAGCCCUUAUCAUUGAAGCCAAGGGCUCUGGAAGAUCAAUUGUGUGGAUGCAUGACUUGAUACAAGAAAUGGGUUGGGAGAUUGUUCGAGAAGAAUGUAUUGAAGACCCUGGGAAACGCAGUAGGUUAUGGGAUCCUAAUGAUAUUCAUCAAGUGUUGGAAAAUAACACGGGAACUAAAGCCAUUAAAAGCAUAACUCUGAACGUCUCAAAAAUUGAUGAGCUGUGCUUAAGUCCUCAAGUCUUUGCUGGGAUGCCAAGAUUGAAGUUUCUUAAUUUUACCCAACCUUAUGCUGAUGAUCAAAUCCUGUAUUUUCCUCAGGGCCUUGAAUCUUUUCCAACUAAGCUACGACUUCUAAAUUGGGUUAGUUAUCCUUUGAAAUCCUUGCCUCAGUUUUUUUGUGCAGAAAAUCUUGUUGAGCUCAAAAUGACUUGGAGCCGAGCGGAAAAACUCUGGGAUGGGAUUCAGAAUCUUGAACAUUUAAAGAAAAUUGACCUGAGUUAUUCCAAGUAUCUGAUAGAGCUCCCAGAUUUUUCAAAGGCCUCAAAUCUUGAAGAAGUAGAACUCUACGCUUGCAGAAAUUUGCUGAGUGUUCAUCCCUCUAUCUUAUCUCUUAACAAGCUUGUGCGGUUGAACCUUUUUUACUGCAAAGCGCUUACCAGUCUUCGAAGCGAAACCCAUUUAAGAUCCCUCCGUGACCUCUUCCUCGGUGGCUGCUCAAAACUCCAAGAGUUUUCAGUGACUUCAGAGAGCAUGAAAGACUUGACUUUAACUUCAACUGCUAUCAAUGAAUUGCCCUCAUCAAUUGGGAGUCUCAGAAACCUGGAAAUGCUGACUCUUGAUAACUGCAAAAGUCUAAGCAAUCUUUCAAACAAGGUUGCUGAGCUAAGAUCACUUCGGGAGCUUCAUGUUCAUGGUUGCACACAGCUUGAUGCAUCAAAUCUGCAUGUCCUGGUUAAUGGUUUGAGGUCUUUGGAAACAUUAAAGCUGCAAGAAUGUCGAAACUUGUUCGAGAUUCCAGACAACAUCAGCCUCCUAUCUUCAUUGCGCCAAUUGUUACUAACCGGAACAGAUAUUGAGAGAUUUCCUGCAACAAUAAAGCAACUUUCUAACCUUGAAAAGAUUGACUUAAGGGAUUGCAAGAGGCUUUGUUAUCUGCCAGAACUUCCACUAUCCUUGAAAGAGUUACAUGCCAAUAACUGUUCAUCCUUGGAGACUGUAAUGCUUACUUCAAGAGCUAUUGAACUACUACAUCAACAAGCAAAUAAGAUGCACACACAAUUCCAAAAUUGUGUAAAUUUGGAUAAGUAUUCACUCAGUGCUAUUGGAGUUAAUGCUCAUGUAAGCAUGAAGAAAUUGGCAUAUGAUAAUCUCUCAUCAUUAGGAAGCAAGUUUCUUGAUGGUCCAGUUGAUUUUAUGUACCCUGGAAAAAAAGUUCCAGAGUGGUUCAUGUACAGGUCAACACAGGCUUCAGUAACUCUUGAUCUGUGUUCUGCUCCGCGUUCCAAAUUUAUGGGUUUCAUAUUCUGCGUCAUUGUCGGUAAGUUCCCAUCAGAUGACAACAACUUCAUAGGGUGUGACUGUUACCUGGAAACCGGUAACAGCGAAAGGGUCAAAAUGGAUGCAUGGACUAGUAUCCACGCCGGUAAAUUUGUUUCUGAUCAUGUCUGUAUGUGGUAUGAUCAACGAUGCUGUCUGCAAAGCAGUGAAUGUGAAAAUGAUAGUAUGGAAAUGGAAGAACAUGUGGCUGGUUGCAAUAUUCCAAAGGUUUCAUUUGAAUUCUUUGCUCAAAGUGGAAGCACUUGGAAAAAGCAUGAUGAUAUCAUUGUAAAAGGGUGUGGAGUGUGUCCUUUAUACGACACAGAAUAUGACAAUUUCAUAAAGCAAAUGGAAUUGGAGUUGGAAACCACUUUGCAGUCUAUAGCAAAAAUUUCAGUUGCAUGCUCUGUUAAGAAAGAAACACAAUGUAAGAAAUUCUUUCCCCCCCUUCAGAUUGGGACAUGGAAGAGUGCAACACAGGGAUUGAAAGACAUAUUGUUCUUCUGAUUUUUGGAAGAAUCAAACAACAUUACUGUUGCAUUUAAAGAAAAUUGACCUGAGCUAUUUCAAGUAUCUGUUGAGCUCCCAGAUUUUCAAAGGCCUCAGAACUUGAAGAAAUAGAACUCUAUGCUUGCAGAAAUGCGCUGAGUGUUCAUCUGCCUUUCUUAUCUCUCGAUUGAACCUGUAUUACUGCAAAGCGAUUACCAGUCUUCGAAGCGAAACCCACUUAAGAUCCCUCCGUGACCACUUUCUUGGUGGGUACUCAUUAAGACUUCUGGAGUUUUCAAUGACUUCAGAAAGUGUGAAAGACUUAACCUUGACUUCAAACAUUAUCAAUGAACUGCACUAUUCCGGACAUACAUUUUAAGCACAUCUUUGUAUUUUCUUAAACAAAUGAAGAGCUAGCAUUUAAUUGAAUUUGGAGCUUUGACAAUGAUAUAUGUCUGUAGCUAUAUGUAUAUUUGCAAAUUGUUAUAUAUACACGAAUCAUCAGAUAUUGUAAACUUCUUUGGUGCUAUGUAAACGAUGUAGCUAUGUAUAUUUGCAGA
Molecule: messenger RNA, 4492 nt
Organism: Lotus japonicus
Lineage: Eukaryota; Viridiplantae; Streptophyta; Magnoliopsida; Fabales; Fabaceae
Product: disease resistance-like protein DSC1
Exons: 5
Coding region: 486-3950 (1154 amino acids)
Biological process (GO): defense response; signal transduction
Molecular function (GO): ADP binding
Source: RefSeq, a predicted model, not a curated record